Molecule: messenger RNA, 1402 nt
Organism: Caenorhabditis angaria
Lineage: Eukaryota; Metazoa; Nematoda; Chromadorea; Rhabditida; Rhabditidae
Source: the annotation of a GenBank genome assembly
AUGCCAAGAAAACGAAAAAUAGUUGCUGAUGAUGUGAGUUUCCAUUUAUUUCUUUGUUUUUUUUGAAAAAUAAAAAUGUUUUUCAGAGCUGGCGUGAAGACGAUUCAUUAAUUGGAUGGUUUGAUUUGCCACUUGAGAUGAGAGAAAUGGUAAUUAAUAAAAUGGAUAUCAAAACACGUUGCAAAUUCAUGCAAUGUUCGAAAAAAUGUGAAGAAGAAGUGGAAAUAUCGAAGAAUUUCUUGACAACCAUCAAAAUCCUUGCGUGUCCAUUAUUAGGAAUGAAAAUUGGAUUUGGUGAACCACUUGAUGAGGAUAUGCCAAAAUAUGAUUAUUGUUUGGAAUUCAAACAUGUUUUUGGAUUGGAUGAACCUCGAACGGAUGUUGUUUAUUAUUGUAACAUGUGAGUGUCAUGAUAAUUUAUCCAAAAAUUGAAAAUUCCCUAAUUUCAGUGUUUUGGAAAAAUAUGAGGACGAAAGUUAUCAACUUUACAAAAAAGAUGUAAAAUGGACGAAAACGGAAUAUGGAGAACCUAAAGAAGUUAGAAUGAAAUAUCUGAAAGAAUUGAUGAAAAAAUAUUGGAAAACAAUUGAAAGAUUCGAAAUUCAUGUAAGAUAGUACAUGGUGACCCAUAAUUAUUGUCGCGUGAGUUGAACUCGUUCAUUAGAGUUAUUCAUUUUCAAGAUACAAUUAGACAAAGUUUGAUUUUGAUAAAUUUUCCAACCUUAACUUUGUCAAAAUUCGAAAUUUUGUUUUAUCUACUGACGUUCAAAGUGGUGACAAUAAUUAUGGGUCACCCUGUGUUUCGAGAUUUCACGACAAGAACAUUUAAUUUCAGGAUAGACGCUUUGACUCAAAUUUUGAUAUAAAACAAUUGAAGAAUCUGAAAUGUUUGAUAAGUUGCAAUGAUGUUAGAGAAAAUGGAUUAAUGGAUAUAUCACAAAUCUAUAAACUUAAGGAAUGUUAUACGAAUUCGACGGAAUUCACAUUUGAAGAAGUUUUGCAUUUUGAAGGUACUGAUUAUCUAAUCAAAUCGGAUUGUUUUAAUCAAGAAAACUUUGAAAUGUAUCUGAAGAUGGUGAAAAAUGGAGAAGUGCACAGAAAUUUGAAAUAUCUUCGUGUUUCUUCGAACAUUUCUUCGCGAAACAAUUUAAAUUCUAAAAAACUCGCUAAAACUCUCGAUGCCUUUGACUUUUUUGGGGAAAAUGAUAAAUUGUAAGUUAAGAUUUUUAUGAUAUUAAAAUAAUUAUCUAUCUAUUUCAGAUUCCAAUUCAAUUUUGUUCUCGAAAAAAGUUAUCCGAAAUCGAUCUGUUUUGUUGUUCAUUACGAGUACAGUUUUGUUGUUAAAAUUUCAUCAGAUUAUUAUGACGGAAUUAUCGAAUAUCAUACCCCUUUGGAUUUUUAA